Molecule: messenger RNA, 801 nt
Organism: Paramuricea clavata
Lineage: Eukaryota; Metazoa; Cnidaria; Anthozoa; Malacalcyonacea; Plexauridae
Source: the annotation of a GenBank genome assembly
AUGAUGUUUCACAUACAGGAUAUUUUAUGUCACCGACUUGGCCAAACCACAAUUACCUUACUGUCAGGCGAUACCGAUGUCUUCGUAUGCUUGUUAUACCAUCUUUCAAUUAAUUGGCUUCAUCAAGACCUCACAGAACUUUGGCUUAUCCGUAACUCAGGUGUGAAACGAUCAAUUUUACCUCUCCAUGAAAUAUGCACCACCCUUGGUAGAGAUUUACUUAAAUGUCUUCCAGCACUCCAUGCACUUACUGGAUGUGAUACAACCAGUAAGAUUUCAACAAAACUUUCUGCACUAAAUACCAUUCGCAAACGUGAUGAUGCUUCCUUGAUACUAAAUUUCGAUUGUCCACCACCAAUGACAGACAGCGCGAUAGAGCUUGCAGAAUUAUUCUUGGUUAAGUGCCUGAAACCAUCAACUGAAUUGGAAACUUUUGAUGAACUACGUCUCGCGGCAUUUGACAGUAAUUCUCUUAAAUUGGAUUUCGAGAAAACUGUUUGCACUUCAACGAAUGCACGGAAACACAUUCAAAGGAGUUACUACCAAAUGCAACUGUGGAUUCAAGCCCCAUUUAGAGAUGCUUCUCUACUUAUGAAUGCAGAAUCUUACGGUUUCGAAAGAAUUUACGGGGUACUACUUCCUGAGAUUGUGAUUAGUAAACCAGACAGUCUUCCUGAUCCAUGUAAAUGCGGAAAGUGUGCUAGACAAAAUGUUUGCCCAUGCAGGGUUGCCGGGAUAAAAUGUUGCAAGUAUUGCAAAUGCAAGUCUGGGGAAGAUUGCAAAAAUCCAAUCACAGAAUAA